AGAGAGAGAGAGCGACGCAUUCGCGUGCUCCGGGUCUUCGGAGCUCUUUUCCAAAACACCCUCUCAAAAUCUAGAACAGCCGCGCGCCGGCUGGGAGCCGAGACCAAGACGUAAGCGUCGUAAGGAACGCUUUCGCUUUCGUCCCGGAAGAGCUCUGGAUUAAUUCGAAAGUUUUCGGAGAACAUCAAAAAAGAGAUACCGCGAGCCGAAGAUCCGCGGGGUUUGGAUCUCGGCGGCGGCGAAACGCGAAGGGUCUUUCCGUCGCGUGCGUGUGGUCUCCCCCUGACUAUGUGCCGGCGUCUCGCGGGCGCGAUCAGGACGCCGGGAACGUCGCCGUCGGUGAACGACGUCGUCGCGACGACGGAGCGUAAGACGUGAGACCCGUUCAUACGCGUCAGCUGAUCCCGACGUAGGCCUUGGGGAACAAAGGAGGUGAUUAUGUAAACCGGAGGUUCGCGGCGCUGGAGGUCCGCGGUGGCGGCCGUCGCACGCUCGUCGUCGCCCGUUCCGCCGACGACCGGUGAAUUCCCUCCCCGGUGAAAGACGGACUAAUUAUAUUCGCCUCGUGGGACGAGGUUACUAACCAGCCAACCCUCCGGCCUGCGCCUGCGUGCGCGACCAGGCGUUUACCUCGAGAGGGAAUAAACGAAACGAUGAAACGCUUUAGCCUCGCGGGAUAAGAGCGACAAUUUGAUUGAGAACAAGAGAAUUCAGAACUUUCCACGUCCAUUUCUUUAGACAUUUGAAAAACCAAGAGAUCGAUAAUAAUAAAAAGAGACUUACGAGGAAAUCAGAAUUUAAGAUCUGAAAGCUCUUUGGAUUUAAUCUUCGGACGUCCGAGAAAUAAGAGAAACGAGGAUUGAAAGUACAAAGGUUCAAGGGUAACAAUUAUGUUAGCGUAAUUAAUAACGCAUUAAGCUUCGGCUUGAUUACGCUUUGACCGCAGGGAAUAAUCAUAAAACAAUCGGUAAGUAAGUCCUGAUUGCAUCGCGCAUGUAAAUGCAUCGGACGAUUGCAGGACGAAGGAUUUAUGGGACAGGGAGGGGAAACGAUUAUAACUUCCCUUCUCGGCCUGCUUUAUUUUUCGAUCGCGCUACUUCGGCGCGUUCAUCACGCGUAGCGUUUGACAUAUCACGCUACGACCAUAAAUCCAAAUCGAUCAGCAUGUUUUUCAAAGAGUGCCGCCCCGUCGAAUGCAUGAAAAGGAUCGCGUAUCGUUUUUAGCUUUCGAGAGAUUCGCAAGAUACGCGCCAAGGGAUGUAACUGAUUCGACGAGGGGUCAAUCUGCGAUAUUAAUAUUCAAACGUUAUACAUAUUAAUCUUCUUUCUGUGCCUCGUAGAUUCGCAAUGGCUCUAGUAAUGCUACCAUGUGAUCUGCCCUGGUGGCCGGCUGUCGUAAAGCAACUGGACAAAGCCGCCUUGGCCAAAACCUCCGAGGAUCUAAUAGACGCGAUGCAACGACUGCAUGACAUGUGCAAUAUAAGCCUCGAUCCCGAGGAAGACGUGCAGGACGCCGACCUAUUCUCCAUGUUGGGAACCUUCCUAGACAAUGAACUCGAUCUCGCGGAACGGGAGCAAGUGUUCACGAAGACAAUACCGCGAAUGGUGGAAAGGGCGAAGGCCUUAAAAUCUACGAAACCCCCGCAAGGCUUACACUUCAGUCUCCAGCAGCAAGGUGACAGCGUCGAGUACAGCUACGCCUUCGUCUCCUCUUUAAUCGCGAACGCGUUCUUCUCGACGUAUCCGAAGAGAACCGCGAAAACUCACCCUACGUUGCGCGAUUUUAACUUUACAAAUUUCUUCAAACACCUCCACAAAAACGCACAAAAAGCCAAACUCAGAAGCAUCUUUCAUUAUUAUAAUUAUCUCGAGACGGAACAUGCAUUCGACGGUCGUCUAAUAAUUUCUAGACAGGUGAUGACAUCUAAGCAGUGGCUGACUAUCGAAGACUGGCUGGAAAGUAACGUACCUCUUUGUCCGUUAACGAUACGUCACGAGGGACGAUUGGAAAGGGUUGAAGCGGAAUCAAAAGUACUGCAAGUUUGUUUCGUGAACGCUAAAAUUGGCGGCGGUGUGCUCGAUGGCGACGUCACGCAGGAGACUGUACACGUGGCGACGCAUCCGGAGAUGCUCGCCGCGAUACUGUCGGUCGAGGCCUUAGAAGACAACGAAGUACUAAUAAUCGAGGGCGUCAGGCACAUGUCGAGGAUAAACGAUCCCCGGCAUAAAGCGAUAUUCGAGAGUAUCUCGAAGCCGAACGUGGUAACGGUCUGCUGCAUAGAUCCCGAGGAUUACUCGCGACUGCCGUUGACGCAGUUCGAGGAGGACAACAUCUUGAGGGAGAUGAACAAGUCGCUGCUGGGAUUCCGCCAGCGGCACGUGCCCAGCAGCCCCACGGACCCGAUCAAGGCCGAGCCGGAAGCGGAAGUUGGACUGGGCUCGCGCAGACUGUCGCCGAUCGGCGAGAGCUUCAGCAGCACUCCGCCGGAAACGGAGGGCGAGGACAGGAUCUUCGCGGCGGGCAACAAUUCCAAGACAGACAAGCAGCCUACGCGCGACGAGCGUCGCAGAUUGGAGAACGCGACAUUGGAGGCGCGUAGCAGGCCUAAUGGUAAAUCGAUGAGACCGCCGAGUCCUCACAAGGUAUGCAAGGACGCGAGUUGUACGAACCGAAGGAACAGAUUCAUCGUGCUCGGAUCUAGCGGCGAGGUUCUACCGGUGACACGACAGCUCGGGCAAAUGUCGGUCUACAGCAGCUGCAACAGUCAGAGUACGGAUAGUUUUCACAGCGCUAAGGAGACCAUCGACGAGGAACCUGAAGAGGAAGAGCAAAAGAUGACUAAACGUUACAGCGCGCAAUUAGAUACGCCGGAAAGAAGAGGAACUUUUGCACAACGACUAAAAGAUGCCCUUAAACGAGAGAGUACGGCGACCGGAGUGACUUCCUCGAAUACCUCCUCCGGCGAGAGCAGUUAUGCCGUUGGUAUAAGCGUUAGUGGUAGCCACGUCGGUGAUCAAGACAUCAAGGUGAAAAGAGGAGGUUCGAGAGGUUUCGUUUUGAGGGACGAGACGGUGGAUGAGGAAUUUCUGAAGGAGUCUUUAGAAGCAGAGCAAAAAUGGCUGGGCCGAUUCCGACAAAGUCAGGGGCCUAUGUUUCAGAGGAAAGACACAAGCGCGAGUAGCAAGUACAGUUUCAGCACCGAGUACAAUUCUGAUUUUUGUUCCGAGCUGGAGGAAGUUUACGAGCAAUUAUCAAAGUGGCUGGACGAUCCGAUAGUUGCGGACGAGAGCCGGGAAUUGGACGCGAGAGAUCGAGCGGUAGUGCGAUUCGCCGGUUCGCUUCUGAAACGCGCUUUAAGCGAAUCGUUCGCCGGCGUGCCGGUUCAGGAAGGUGAACCGCAACCAUUCAUCGAUGCAAACGACGUAAAUCAGCAGCACAAGCUGGCCUUAGCCGUGAGGAGCCUCAGCUUGGAGCUCGCUCGGCAGAAAAAUCGGAGACAACAAUCAUUGCCGCGCGAGAACAGCCCUCAAGGAGGAGGUUUAUUGCCUGUGGCUACCGGCAAUUGGGGAUGCGGGACUAGAUUGAAAGGCGAUCCGCAAUUGAAGCUCGUUAUUCAAUGGCUCGCUUCUUCCUUGGCAGGCACGCCAAGACUAAUUUAUUACACUUCUGGCAAUCCCAAUCUAUCUAAGUUGGACACCGUGAGCAGAGUUUUGAUAGAUAGACGUUGGUCGGUGGGCGACUUGGCCGCCGCGACGCUGCGAUACGCUAUGCAGACGAUCGAGGAACGGGCGGAAGGAAGGAACAACCUCUUCGAGGAGAUCAUCGGUAUGGACAAAUCGAGUCCUUAGCCCGAUUCGAUGCUGUCCGUUCUGGUGGACGUGCUGGCUACCAUGAUCGAAGACAGCCUACUAAAAAAUUAAUCACUAAUAUAUCACUACACUAUUCUUCCGUGAGACGAACAAAAAGAAAAAAAAAAAA
Pogonomyrmex barbatus (red harvester ant) is the source of this 3979-nucleotide messenger RNA. RefSeq lists its product as uncharacterized. Gene Ontology annotation, biological process: carbohydrate metabolic process; ATP generation from poly-ADP-D-ribose; nucleotide-sugar metabolic process. Gene Ontology annotation, cellular component: nucleus; cytoplasm. Lineage: Eukaryota; Metazoa; Arthropoda; Insecta; Hymenoptera; Formicidae. The record is from RefSeq and is a predicted model, not a curated record. Gene Ontology annotation, molecular function: poly(ADP-ribose) glycohydrolase activity.